Hypomesus transpacificus is the source of this 2813-nucleotide messenger RNA. It is a transcript of the gene bbs7, whose product is annotated as Bardet-Biedl syndrome 7. Lineage: Eukaryota; Metazoa; Chordata; Actinopteri; Osmeriformes; Osmeridae. Gene Ontology annotation, cellular component: neuron projection; axoneme; BBSome. The coding region runs from base 411 to 2558 and encodes 715 amino acids. The transcript has 19 exons. Gene Ontology annotation, biological process: intracellular transport; intracellular protein localization; non-motile cilium assembly. The record is from RefSeq and is a predicted model, not a curated record.
UCUAUUUGUAACCAGUCAUGAGAGUCAUGAUGCUUGUGCUUGUUAGCUAGCGAAAAACAUAAAAGCGUAUUUUGCUGUGCUGGCAGCAUUACCGUGGAAAAUCUUCCGAGCCAUCCCGGUUAAGACAGCGGUAGCUAGCCAGAUAAAACAAUUUAGCUAGCCUUGAUAACUAUAAACAGUAUUGCACAUCACUUCACCCGACACUUGGCUACAGUAGCUAGCUAGCUCUAAUCCUCCCGGCCCCUGGAUAAUCCUGACGUGUCAAGAUGCGUUUCUCCAACCUCGCAAGAAGGCUUUUCAUUACAGUUCUGCACGUCAAGUGAAGAGGAGCCAUCGAUAUACAAAGCUUGAUACAAAUACAAAAAUAUUCACAUCAACUGCAGAGACCGAAACUCAUUAAAGUAUAAAAGAUGGAGAUUAACCUAAAUCGUGUGGACUAUUUGCAGGUCGGAGUGACAUCUCAGAAAACUAUGAGACUUCUUCCGCCCAUGGGACGCAAGGCCACACAAAAGGUAGCGAUAGCAGAUCAUGAUGGUGUAAUCAGUUGUUUCGGGAUGAAGAAAGGUGAAGCUGUGCCUGUAUUCAAAACUCUGCCUGGGCAGAAGAUAUCCAGACUGGACCUGGGUGGGGCUCCUGGUACACCCCAAGAGAAGAUCUUUGUGUCUGCUGGCUCUGAAGUCAGAGGAUUUACAAAGAAAGGCAAACAGUUCCUGACUUUUGAGGCUAAUUUGACUGAAAGCAUCAACGCCAUGCAGGUGUCUGGAGCAGAUCUCUUUGUGUGUGCCAGUUACAUCUACAAUCACUACUGCGACUGCAAGGACCAAGACUACUACCUGUCUGGGGACAAAAUCAAUGACAUCAUCUGUCUACCUUCCGAGACGCUGGGUCGUAUCGUACCUGUGUUGGCUUGUCAAGACAGAGUCCUCCGAGUCUUACAGGGAUCUGAGCUUUUGUACGAUGUUGAAGUCCCUGGGCCUCCGUCUGUCUUGGAGUUGUACAGCAAAGAGGAAGGAAAUAUGGAGGACAUUCUUUAUGGUACUGUGGACGGCAAACUGGGACUGGUGAAGAUGACUCAUUCCUGCGCUAUUUCGAAAUGGGAGAUUGACAAUGAAAAAAAGAAAGGAGGCGUGCUGUGCUUGGACUCAUUCGACAUCCUGGGAGACGGCGUGAGAGACGUCCUUGUGGGGAGGGAUGAUGGGACUGUGGAGGUCUACGGCUUCGACACCUCCAACGAGCCCUCCCUGCGCUUCCAGCACGUUCUGUCAGAGAGUGUGACAUCUGUCCAGGGAGGCUGUGUAGGAAAGGAGUCGUACGACGAGGUCCUUACUGCCACUUACACUGGCUGGGUGACAGGACUGACUACAGAGCCUCAGCAAGCAGGAGUAGGACCUGGAGAGGAGGUGAAGAUGAGCAAAGAAACCCAGUCUAAAGUGGCUGCUCUCAGGGCGGAGCUAGAGCAGCUACAGGUGCAGGUCCUCCAGGGCAGAGAGCAGUACCAGCAGACCUCCCAGUCCAGCACGGCCGUCUCCGCCGUGCCGGUCUUCAGCGUCAACGACAAGUUCGCGCUCUGCCAGGACGACGCCAGCUACAGCUUGACCCUGGAGAUGCAGACUGCCAUCGACAACCUGCUGCUGCAGAGUGACGUUCCCAUUGACCUGUUGGAUGUGGACAAAAACUCAGCAGUUGUGAGUUUUAGUGAAUGUGACUCAGAGCAACCAAAUGGUAAUUUCCUCCUGGCUACUUACAGAUGUCAAGCUAAUACUACCAGACUGGAGCUGAAGGUGAGGUCCAUUGAAGGCCAGUAUGGGACUCUCCAAACCUACAUCACUCCCAGGUUACAGCCCAAGUCCUGCCAGGUCCGCCAGUAUCAGAUCAAACCUCUGUCUCUGCACCAGAGAACCCACUCCAUGGACCAGGACAGACCUAUGAACACCCUCACGCUGGCUGGUCAGUUUAGCUUUGCAGAGAUCCACUCCUGGGUGGUCUUCUGUUUGCCUGAGGUCCCAGAGAAAACUCCAGCAGGAGAGAACAUAACCUUCUUCUUUCAGAACACUUUCCUCGGCACGCAACUGGAAGCUACGUACAGUAAAGGAGAAGGUCAUUUCAAGUCCGAUAACAUAUCCACCAUCUCCAUAAUGAAGGAUGUCCUAUCCAAGGAAGCCACUAAAAGAAAAAUAAACCUGAACAUUUCCUACGAUGUAAAUGAAGAGUCGGUGAACCAUACACUCAGGAUGAUUCAUCCUAAACUUGAGUAUCAGCUCCUGCUAGCUAAAAAGGUCCAGCUUAUUGAUGCGUUAAAAGAGCUUCAGGUGCAUGAGGGGAAUGCUGACUUUCUGAUCCCUGAGUAUCGCAAUAUUCUUGAUGAGUCAGCUCACUUGUUGGAGGAAUACAAGAAGCAACCAGCUCAUCUGGAAAGACUCUAUGGUAUGAUCACCGAUCUCUUCAUUGACAAAUUCAAAUUCAAGGGACAGAAUGUGAAGACCAAAGUUUCAUUGUUGCUUGAGAUUUUAGAUAACUAUGAUCUCAAUUCAUUGAUGGAUUUCUUCAAUGAGGUAUAGUGUCAUUGAGCAAAGCAUGUUUGCACCGUUUUGUAAUAGCUUUUUCCAUUUGUGUGUUUUGUAAAUAGAACUUAGCAGCUUUUGUCAGUUUGUAUCUGACUUGAUGUAUAGAAUGAUAAUGUUACAAAGAUUUCAGAUAUUUAUUACGAAUUUUGUAGUCUUAUGGCAUUAUGUUUUGAUAAUUGUUCUCUUAUCUAUUUAGAUGUGAUCUAUUUGUAUUUGUGUAGAACAUUUCAAUAAACAAGAUGGUAGGUG